GCCAACAUCAGAGUGAUCAAAAUUUCGACGAAACGGAAUGUACCGACAAGAUCUACUUGAAGAGCGGGCUUUGUGAUAAAUCAUCAUUUAUCAAUAAAUAAACAUUACCACCCGUAAUUUUAAACUUAUUUUUUGGAGGUGAUAUUGCUUUUUUUGUCUGAGAAAAAAUUAUUUUCAAAAAUCAUGUCAGAAGAUAAGAAGGAAACAAAGGGUGAGACAGAGCACAUCAAUUUAAAGGUUCUUGGUCAAGAUAGUGCAGUGGUUCAGUUCAAAAUAAAGAAACAUACACCCCUGCGAAAACUGAUGAGUGCUUACUGUGAUCGUGAGGGUUUGGCAAUUGCAGCAGUAAGAUUCAGAUUCGACGGACAGGCAAUUGAUGAGUCAGACACCCCUUCCAGCCUCGAGAUGGAGGAGGGUGAUACUAUUGAAGUCUAUCAGCAACAAACAGGCGGGACAUGUUGAGUGGAAAGAUCGCUAUUAUCAUAGAUUCAUUCAACUUUCCUACCCUACAAAUCGAUGACAUUGUUUUGUUAUUUUUAUGUCUCUUACUUUUUUUUGUAAUACUUAAAUUCGAAUUUGAUAAGAACGGAUGUGAAAAGACAUUGCAAUCAGUCUGUUAGGAGGAUUAUUUUCAGCUUUUGGUAGAUAAUAAUUUCUUGGUACUAUUAUAACCAAAAUUUAUUAAUAAUGGCUUUGGAUCCUAAAACAUUUCUUAGCCAGAGUAUAGAUUGGUUCCGAGAGUUCUCCAUCUCUGCAAAGUUUUUGAACCCUAUCAGACUUAAUUUUUUCAAGCCAUUUUGAGAUUCCAUUAUUUUCCAGUUCACGUCUUCAUACUUUUUCAUAAUUUCCAUUCACAUUUUAUUAAGUUAAGGAAUAUAAUGAUAAUGAUAAACGUUGGAAGAAUAAGAAAAAUGUGAAAAUACAAAAAAAACUUUGUAUAGAAAUAUCUAACGUCUAAAUGUAAUAACAUAUGAAGUUCAUGUAAUAAACUCAGUUUUUCGAUAAAAUGGCGUUCAUCAUGACAGAUGUUAGGAGACAAUUGGGAUAGAAAUAAUAAAAUACUUUUAUUUCGA
Diachasma alloeum is the source of this 1073-nucleotide messenger RNA. It is a transcript of the gene Sumo, whose product is annotated as small ubiquitin-related modifier 3-like. Gene Ontology annotation, cellular component: nucleus. Gene Ontology annotation, molecular function: ubiquitin-like protein ligase binding; protein tag activity. Gene Ontology annotation, biological process: protein sumoylation. The record is from RefSeq and is a predicted model, not a curated record. The coding region runs from base 184 to 462 and encodes 92 amino acids. NCBI's taxonomy places the organism in Eukaryota, Metazoa, Arthropoda, Insecta, Hymenoptera, Braconidae. The transcript has 3 exons.